Molecule: messenger RNA, 2681 nt
Organism: Esox lucius (northern pike)
Lineage: Eukaryota; Metazoa; Chordata; Actinopteri; Esociformes; Esocidae
Gene: slc2a15a
Product: solute carrier family 2 member 15a
Exons: 13
Coding region: 269-1900 (543 amino acids)
Biological process (GO): monosaccharide transmembrane transport
Cellular component (GO): membrane
Molecular function (GO): hexose transmembrane transporter activity
Source: RefSeq, a predicted model, not a curated record
GAUUUCAGCAUGUGUCUCUCUGGGAAUCACGUUGUUCGCCAUCAUGUGAUGACACUGGUCUCCACUUAACCUAAGCGGAAGGCAUUACUCGAGGAGGACCCAGACGCGGUAGAUGCUUUGAGUUUCAACAACAUGACCACGCCUGCCUUCCCAAAAUGCGUUUUACUGUGAUGCCGGUAGCUUCAAACAGAAAGUAGUUGGAACCUCAUACUUUUCUGAACCUUGAUGCUUGGAGAGUAAGGGGAACUAUUCAAUUAACGAUUUAUAAAUGGCUGAAGAACUUAUAAUUGCGCCACGGAGUAAAAUAACAUCGUUCCUCAGACCCAUGGAUUCCUCCAAACUAAAGGCCAUGGAAGAGAUGAAUAAGAGCCCAACACAUUUGACUUCGUCUUUGUUGGCGGUGGCAUUCCUCACCUCCUUCGGGAGCUCCAUGCUCUACGGCUAUAACCUGGCGGUGGUCAACUCACCAGCAGAGUACAUUAAAGACUUCUACAACAGGACAUCAGUGAGUCGUAAUGGCACAGGGCUGGAUGGGGAGGUUCUGACCCUCAUGUACUCUCUCACUGUUUCUGUCUUUGCCAUCGGAGGUUUACUGGGCUCCCUCAUGGUGGGCAUGCUUGUGACCAGGUUUGGCAGGAAAGGAACAGUGGUGAACUCAACUGUGUUGGUGUUCAUUGCUGGAUCACUCAUGGGCUUCAGCAGGAUCUGUGGCUCACCUGAGAUGGUCAUCUUAGGCCGCUUUGUCACAGGGAUCCAUUCAGGGAUUUCUCUGGGUGCAGUGCCCAUGUACCUGGGGGAGAUAGCUCCUAAGAAUCUGCGUGGUUUCCUUGGGCUUGUGCCCAGCAUCUUCAUCUGUGCUGGGGUCUUCUCUGCCCAGGUCUUGGGGCUACACGAACUUCUGGGAAAGGAGGAGCACUGGCCGCUUUUCCUGUCUCUGGUGGUGAUACCCACCUUCAUCCAACUGAUGCUGUUGCCAUGGUUCCCGGAGAGCCCCCGAUACCUGCUGAUUGAGAAGCAUAAUGUCCACGCCACCAUAACAGCACUGAAGUGGUACCGGUCCAAGUGUAACAUCCAGUUGGAGAUUGAGGAGAUGCAGGAGGAGCAGCGCUCUCUGUCGUCCAUGGAGACUGUGUCAGUAUGGCAACUGUUACUGGACCCAUGUGUGCGCUGGCAGUUGCUCAGUGUGGUGGUCCUGAACAUCGGCAUGCAGCUCUCCGGCAUCGAUGCUAUCUGGUUCUAUACAAAUGACAUCUUUAAGAACGCGGGCAUCCCGGGCCCAGAGAUCCAGUACACUACAGUGGGUACAGGAGCCAUUGAGAUCAUCGCUGGCCUCAUUGGGUGUUUCACCAUAGAGAAGCUGGGCAGGAGACCCCUCAUGAUUGGGGGGUUUCUGGCGAUGGGUCUCUGCUGUGCUGGGAUCACUCUCUCUCUUGUUUUACAGGUUCACUUUCCAUUCAUGCGCUACGUCAGUGUUGGAUGCGUGGUGGGUAUCAUCGCUGGCUUCUGCAUUGGGCCAGCGGGCGUUCCGUUCCUGAUAACGGCAGAGCUGUUUAAACAGUCUCACCGGCCAGCAGCCUACACUGUGGGAGGAUCCCUCAACUGGAUGUCAAACUUCACAGUGGGCUUUGUCUUCCCCUUCCUGCAGAUGUCCGCCGGGUCCUACUGCUACCUGGUUUUCUGCAGUGUGUGUCUGGGGGUGGCGGUCUACGUGUUCUUCGUUAUCCCGGAGACCAAGAACAAGACGUUCGUGGAGAUCAGCCAGAUGUUCGCCUCCAAGGAGGCUGUGCCAGAGACCCAGGGCCUGGGCCUCCCCGACCACCUUAAACUGAAGAAAAUGAACGGAUACGGAAGCCUGGACAAUGGAUCGCUGGAGUUUGACAGCUCCUCCUCAGUCCCCUGACAGUUUCUCUUGGAAAUGGCUUUCUUUCCUUCAUUAUCGCCAUUGAAGUUGUAUAGGGUGCCACAACGUUGUUUUACUUGAGGGGAAAUAUUGGGCUUUAGCAGAUGAUCACACAGUUAAGGAGACAAGGCAGUGUUGAACACUAUUGGGACAGGGGAAAGAACAAAUGAGACCAAAGAUGAUGGAGUGAGUUACGAGUAAGGGCAAAUGACACAAAUGCAUAUUCUGUUCCAAAUGGAAAGCCUAUGCUACUCUCUCAUAUUGUUCUGACUGGGAUGCACAAUAUGCCCUUAAAGCAUUGGGACUCCAAUGCAGACUUUUUAGUUCAGUAUAUUGUAAUGGAAAUCUUUGAGGUGCCAUUUGUACAUAUUUCCUUGUUCUGUGAAAUAGAUUAAUAGAUUCAUUCAGAAUAUUCAGCAAUACAAACAUGCCUUACCGAUAUCUGGAUAAUGCAAAUUUUCUGUUUUACUAUUCCAAGUGUCUGUGUUAUUUUACAUACAUUUUAAAGUCUUAGGCAGUAUGUUUAUUGUGAAUAUAUCUCAACUGCCGUUUUUGUAUAUUUCUUAACAAGAUGUAGCUACAUUUGUUUUAUACACAGUAUGGUUUUAUAAAUAGAACAGAGUUUGUUUUAUGAUAUAUAACUGUAUUUGAACUGUGUACAGAAAUGUAAUGAAAGUGAUAAUAUAUGAUGCAUUAUGACGUAAAUAAUUAACACAAUAUUUGAGUCUGUGCAAUUCUCUUUAUUUUAUCAUAAAACUCAGGAGAGACAUUCACUUUCUUU